CCGUAGUCCAGUGGACACGUGAUCACAAAAAGUUAUAAAUAGAGGUUCCGCAGUCAAUUGUUUGUUCGACACACAGGCGGAGCGAGAAGAGACAUGGCGUCGACGAGCCGUGGAGAUGCCCUGGCCCUUCCGAGAGUUACAUGUCCCAACCACCCAGAUGCCAUACUUGUGGAGGACUACAGAGCAGGGGACAUGAUUUGCCCUGAAUGUGGACUAGUAGUAGGUGAUCGUGUAAUCGACGUGGGCUCAGAGUGGAGGACGUUUUCAAAUGAGAAAGCCCUCAAAGAUCCAUCCAGAGUGGGAGACGCCCAAAACCCGCUGCUCAACGGAGGCGACCUCACCACCAUGAUCAGCAAGGGAACAGGUGCAGCUAGUUUUGAUGAAUUUGGUAACUCCAAGUACCAGAACCGGCGGACCAUGAGCAGCUCUGACCGGGCCAUGCUCAAUGCCUUUAAAGAAAUCAGCACCAUGGCGGACCGCAUCAACCUGCCAAGGAACAUCAUAGACAGAACAAACAACUUAUUCAAGCAGGUUUAUGAACAGAAGAGUCUAAAGGGUCGAGCCAACGAUGCCAUCGCUUCAGCCUGCCUCUACAUCGCCUGCAGACAAGAAGGUGUACCAAGAACAUUUAAAGAGAUCUGUGCCGUGUCCCGGAUCUCCAAGAAGGAGAUCGGCAGGUGUUUCAAGCUGAUCCUAAAGGCGCUGGAGACCAGCGUGGACCUCAUCACCACCGGAGACUUCAUGUCCCGCUUCUGCUCAAACCUCGGUCUGCCCAAACAGGUGCAAAUGGCGGCCACCUUCAUCGCCAGGAAGGCAGUGGAACUGGACCUGGUGCCCGGCAGAAGCCCCAUCUCUGUGGCUGCAGCCGCCAUCUACAUGGCCUCCCAGGCCUCUGCAGAGAAGAAGACCCAGAAAGAAAUUGGGGAUAUUGCCGGCGUAGCAGAUGUUACAAUCAGGCAGUCAUAUCGACUCAUCUACCCGCGCGCCGCAGAACUCUUCCCUCCGGACUUCAAAUUCGACACCCCCGUCGACAAGCUGCCCCAACUGUGAGGAAGAUGCUCCCUGCUCAGUGACGAUAUCUUUCUGCUGUACUUAAAGGAUAUUAUUCUUUCUUUUUAAAAAAAUAAAUAAUUUGUGUUGGAAGGUUUCUCUUGUCCCUCUUAAGACUUGGAGCCUUUGUAAAGGCGAUCACAGGAAACAAACGGACACAUUCCAGUGCUUAAACAGCUGGCAGACUGUACUUACAGUAUUUCAUUUGAGUGUGUAUACUGUAUCAUGUAUAUAUGUCCAAGUGAGAAGGUGUAACUGAUGCUUGCAAAUUUAGGCUGGUUUCAUACUGUACACAUAAAACGUUGUUUUUGUAGAAAAUGACCGGUUCUAUUUUGUUAGUUUGUUUUGAAUUGUUUCAAGUAAUUUAAAAAAAUAAAAUGAUUUUCAUUAAAGGAUUGUAAUCAG
Labrus mixtus (cuckoo wrasse) is the source of this 1455-nucleotide messenger RNA. RefSeq names its product general transcription factor IIB (gene gtf2b). The coding region runs from base 94 to 1050 and encodes 318 amino acids. Gene Ontology annotation, cellular component: transcription preinitiation complex; nucleus. Gene Ontology annotation, biological process: transcription initiation at RNA polymerase II promoter; transcription preinitiation complex assembly. NCBI's taxonomy places the organism in Eukaryota, Metazoa, Chordata, Actinopteri, Labriformes, Labridae. The transcript is spliced from 7 exons. The record is from RefSeq and is a predicted model, not a curated record. Gene Ontology annotation, molecular function: RNA polymerase II general transcription initiation factor activity; TBP-class protein binding.